Molecule: messenger RNA, 1150 nt
Organism: Macrosteles quadrilineatus (aster leafhopper)
Lineage: Eukaryota; Metazoa; Arthropoda; Insecta; Hemiptera; Cicadellidae
Product: folate receptor beta-like
Exons: 5
Coding region: 63-812 (249 amino acids)
Cellular component (GO): external side of plasma membrane
Molecular function (GO): signaling receptor activity
Source: RefSeq, a predicted model, not a curated record
UGUCACAUGAUUUGGGCGCACAACCAGAACACCAUCCUAUUGGGAGGUCUGCAGAUGCAAACAUGUGGGCAGUGUCAGCACAAAUAGCACUGACUCUUAUGGCUUGUUGUAUGGCCAAAAAACUUGGCGAUCCUGAGGAACUGCUCAACUGGUGCUUAGACGGGAAAAAUCACAAAGAAAAACCUGGACCAGAGGGAGAACUAUUUUCUCAGUGUACACCGUGGAAGAACAGAUCUUGCUGCACCUACAAUACUACAAAAAAUAUUCAUGAGUCAAGGAUGUACAACUUCAACUACAACCAUUGCAAUCAGAUCAGGAACAUGUCAGAGAAUUGUAAGAGGCAUUUCACACAAGAUCAUUGCUUCUAUGAGUGCUCACCCAACAUCGGCCCGUGGGUCGUCAAGGUAAAUAUGAAAAUGAGAAAAGAGCGCUACUACCAGGUGCCUUUAUGUGCCAGUGACUGUGAAACGUGGUUCUUAGCCUGUCAGGACGACUUCACCUGCACCGACAACUGGAUAAGAAACUUCAUCUGGGUUAAAGGAGAGGGGAAUAGUUGUCUACGUCAGGCAGAAUGUCGCACUUUCCGCCAAAUAUUUGGUACCCCAAAUAACUUCUGUCAGAAGGUUUGGGACGACUCGUGGAAGGUUGUUCCUGACUCUGAAGCGUGUAUGAGGCUGUGGUUCGAUGGCAGUGAUGGCAACCCCAAUGACAACAUCGCCAGAGACAAAGUACGACAGAUGAUGGCUCACAGUGCAGCCAGCCUCUACAACUCACAUGCUCUUUUAAGUUUAGUUCUGCUGGUUGUCAGUUAGUGCCAUGACAAACUACUUGAAGCUUUAUUGUAAGAUCUAAAAGAACUUAUUUUAUCUUACUAAACUUAUUUUUUAAACAGGAGAAUUAGGCCUAGAUCAAGUCAAAAAAAUAUCCUAACUGUCGGCAGCUUCGAUAAUAUGCUCUUUUAACUCUAAUCUGUGAAAAUAAUGUUAAAAAUAUAUUUUUUUGCAACGAGUAACUUAUUACCAUCAUGACUACUAAGUAGAUGGUAAUCUUAUUUAUAGAAAAAAAUUACUUAAUUAAUUAGUGCUGAUAUCUUUAUACAUGACAUAGUUUUUUAAUUUCAUUGUGUGCAUUAAAUGAUUGCAAAUUAAAA